This is a messenger RNA of Botrytis byssoidea, 1642 nucleotides long. RefSeq lists its product as uncharacterized. The coding region runs from base 557 to 1501 and encodes 314 amino acids. The record is from RefSeq and is a predicted model, not a curated record. The transcript is spliced from 3 exons. NCBI's taxonomy places the organism in Eukaryota, Fungi, Ascomycota, Leotiomycetes, Helotiales, Sclerotiniaceae.
GAAAGAGGAAAACAACAUCAGCCUCACUCGCUUACUGUGAUAAAAAAUUGAAGGUUUGGAGAAACAUGCAAGUUCACACAUCUGUAGAGAAAGCCUUAGCCAACGUGAUGAUAUGUCUCUAGCUUCUAAGCUCUAGCUCGGCAGCUAACUUUAUUUUCCUCGUGUCCAAAGUUUAUUUCAGCUUGAAUUCCUCACAGAGCAUAGUUAACCUUAGGGUUUUACUUGCUGUAUAAUACUUGGCUGUUCAAUAGGGAAAAUAUGAUUCAGUGUCUUCAUGGAGUGUAUAAUAAAGAUGGUAUAGAAUAUUUGUUCCAUGAGAUACUCCACAUUAAUUGACAUGACGUCAAGUAUGUAGCUCGACUUUUCACACCCGAAUUCUAAAGGUUGGAUGACCGACCAUUUUCUACGCUAAAAGAGUUAUAACUACAGCUCUUCUGCUACCCCUAAUUCCACAAAUUAUUCGAUUAAUCAAUUACAUAUUUCAUUGAUCUUCUGCUUCUCUGAAAUCCACUACUUUCAAUCAUCUCAAACCAUUAUUCUCAAGAACGAUCACGUGAUGUCUCGUCACAAAGUUGGUGUUUUCCCCGCUUCAGGAGGCAUCGGAGGUAGCACAGUCAAGCAUCUGCUUCCCCGUCUCCCAGCCCACGAUCUAGUUUUUGUCGCGCGCAAUCCCGCAAAACUAGAAUCUGCUAAAUCUGCCGGCGCGGAUGUUCGUCAAGCAGACUAUGACGAUAAUGAUUCCCUAAAAGAUGCAUUCCAAGGAAUCGAUACUCUCUUCCUCAUUUCCUACGCAUCAAUAGAAUAUGAGCAUCGAGCAGAGCGUCACCGCACCGCCAUAGACUUCGCUCUCCGCAGCGGCGUCAAAUACAUCUUCUACGGCUCUCUAGGAUUCGCCGGCAAAGAAAGUAGCCAGGAAUCCGUUGCCCACGUCAUGCGCGCCCACUUGGACACCGAAAAAUACCUCGAAAAUUGUACGCGCACCCAUCCCGGUUUCGGAUACACGAUUGUGCGCGAGGGACUCUAUUCUGAAUCUUAUCCCCUCUAUACCUCAUUUUUCGACCUCAAGAAUCCCGUCGACGAGAUCUGCAUUCCGCAUGAUGGAUCCGCACCGGGAGUCGCAUGGGUCAAGCGAGAAGAGCUCGGUGAGGGCACUGCGGAGCUUCUCUCUCGUUUUGUGAAGGAUCCCGCGGGAUUCAAGUACCGUCUUCAAACGGUUCUUCUUUCCGGACCAAAAAUCCUCACUCUGCAGGAGACAGUGCAGAUUCUCGGAAAGCUUGCAAAGAAAGAUGUGCGCAUUCGUCAGGUUUCCAAUGAGGAAUUUGCGAAGCAGCCGCAGAAUCCACCAAAUUUCACAUAUCAUGGAGUUGAUCUUUCGAUGCUUUGGACGACGGCUUUUGAAGCGUUCCGUAGAGAUGAGGCGGCGGUUGUGUCACCUUUGUUGAGGGAGUUGUUGGGGCGCGAGCCGGAAGAUUUCGAGACUACGAUUGCGGCGUCGUUGUAAGUUGUAGGGAAGAAUGGGUUUAUUGGAGUUGAUACAAUUGGUUGGAUGGAAAUUUUCGAGUUUGGUGGUUCAUGGUGUGUAGCUAUCAUAUAAGAUAGAACAAUAGUAAAUAUUAAAAAUAGAUGGAUAAUAUUUUCAAGU